GAUGAUAUUUAAAUAUCACGGGUGCAACAGUCUGUAAUUCAGUGUCUCAAGCGUUAAUGUUUUAUAUUUAGCCCUGAGAGCUAACGGUAAGUUAGUUUGCCAUGGUUAGCCCGCUAAACAGCAAGCUAGGUCAAGUAACGUUUGCUUGGAAGUUGGUCCAUGCUAACGUUUAGCAUGCUCGCCAGCUCCAUGGAUCAAUUUGGUUGUUUUGCCUGAACGUGUGAUCGGAGUUUUAAUCCUGAACUUUAGAGUUCACCUGCUGCAAACUAGUGUUAACUUAACAGGCAACACGUGCAGCUGCAACCUGGUGAGGUGUAGUUUAACAUCACUGUCUAGCUUACAACUUAGUCCACAUUGAGCUCCCGGCAGCUGAUUAGCUGGGAUGUAGGGAUUUGAGCGAUUCUCAUCGGUGCCCACAUUCUGCUGCAGAGGAGAGAGCACCAGGAUGAGGAGACUGUAGGCACCCGCCGUAGUAUGGCCGCGUCCCGUUCCUCGCGCGUCACAAGGUCGUCAGUGGGGCUCAAUGGAUUGGAUGAGAACUUUUGUGGUCGAACCCUCAGGAACCGCAGCAUCGCCCAGCCGGAGGAGACCUCUGUGUCUCCGCUACCUCGUGCCCGCUCCCCCAAGAAGAAGCAGGACUCGAAACAGGACUCGAAGCAGGACGUCAGGCAAAACUCGAAACAGGAGUCAAAGCAGGAGUCAAAGCAGGACACCAAGCAGGAGUCAAAGCAGGAGUCAAAGCAGGACACCAAGCAAGAGUCAAAGCAGGACACCAAGCAGGACACCAAGCAGGACACCAAGCAGGAGUCAAAGCAGGACACCAAGCAGGACACCAAGCAGGACACCAAGCAGGACACCAAGCAGGACACCAAGCAGGACACCAAGCAGGACACCAAGCAGGAGUCGAGGCAAGACUUUAAGCAGGAUGCUAAGCAGGACACAAAGCAGGAUGCUAAGCAGGACACAAAGCAGGACGCCAAGCAUGAUACAAAUCAGGUUGCCAAGGAGGACAAUCUGCAAGAUGGUCAGCAGCAGGCCUCUUUGCAGGCAAAGGUAACUGACUCAAAUGCUUUUCCUGCUGAGGUGGAGCAGUGGACCAGCUCCAGAAAGCGAGGCGUGUCCUGUUUAGAAAAAGACAUUAGUCCUGAGAAAUCAGAGAACUGUGAUAGAGGGAAGGGGGCACAGGAUGUCAGCCCUCAAAUCAAAAGGGCCAAACGUUGCUCCCGCUCUGGAGAGUCUCUGGGACACGAGGAGGACUCUGAGCUUUCAAAACCCGAAGGUCCAGUCUCUGUCCCAGAGUCGAGCAAGGAUAACAGUUGUGGAGAAUUUCCCAGCCAAAACUCUGCUAAUCCAGCUCCUGCUUCACCGGUCCUCAGGAAAGAGGAUGGUGAGCUGAUGGGGGGGUCGGCAGUGGAUGGUCACAUGGACUGUGACAGGCCAGCUCAGCCCCCAAAUGCUCACAAGGCUUCUAAUGGACUCAGAGAGAAUAAACCGGAGAAACCUAGCACACUCACUGAAGAGCGUAGUGCAAAUCCCACCUCUGCCACCAACUGCCCGUCGCUGCUCAAUGGCAGUCAGACAGGGACUCCUUCAUCCCCAGAUUCCGCUGUGCCUUGUAGAAACUCUGUCCCUGUGCAGAUGGAGGUCUCUGGCACAGGAGAAUCGGCAGUCUCAUCUGUGCUGACAUUUGAGGCCGUUUCAGAGGAUCCUGUCCCUGACUUGAUAGUGGCCAAGGAGCAGGAGGUGGAGGAGGUCGAGGUUGAUGUGGUGGGCGACUCACUGUGCCUGGCCCAUGAGGAGCAGGUGAUGGAGAGCGAGAACAAUACCAAUGGCCGGCCGCUAACACCGGUGCAGGAAGCUGCUGCCUCCGCCUCCACUUCUGUAACCAACUUGAACAGUAGUCCAAUCAUCAACAACAGCAACUCAGGAGAAACUACACCCCCACUAGUAACAACCCCCUCCCCCACAGAGCCAGGGUGCAACCCCUCAAUAUCCAGCACGCCCCCCUCCUUCACAGAGCUCUAUGAACACAGAUACACCCUGCGGACUUCACCCAGGAGGGCUGCCAAUGGUGGCAAGGCCUCCUCCUCCAAGCUCAGCUCUCCUCCCAGAGACAAUGGUCCCUUGAGGGAAGAGGGGGAGGAGGUGGUUGGACUGGAGGAGGACUGCCCUAUGGUGGAGGAACCUGCUCCUUCAGACUCUGUUGGCCCCUCUAUUGAGGAGCUGGUCUCCGUGGAUCCAGGAGACAGGGCAGGUUAUGGUGAAGGUUUGCCUGUGGAGCGCAGAGAGGCUCAGUCAAGCAAGGAGGUGACACGGAGCCAGGCUACAGAGGAGGAGGAGGAGGAAGAGGAAGAGGAGGAGGAGGAGCCAGAUGUGUAUUACUUUGAGUCAGACCACCUGGCUCUUAAACACAACAAAGAUUAUCAGAGGCUGCUGCAGACCAUUGGAGUUCUGGAGGCCCAGCGCACACAGGCCAUCCUGGACCUGGAGACGUUGGCGCGUCAGCAGAGGGAGGCGCUCGCCAAUCCCAUCAGUUUUGUGGAGCAGCUGCAGAAACGGGUGAAUUUGGGCUUGCCGUGUCCUCAGCGGGUGGUCCAGCUCCCUGACAUUGCAUGGGAGCAGUACACCUCAGGCCUCGGUGACUUUGAGAGAGAGUUCUGUGACAAGAAACGCAAAACCAGGCGGCUAAAGCUGAUCUUUGACAAAGGUUUGCCUGAUCGACCAAAAAGUCCUGUGGAACCCAAGAAGGAAGGCGAAUCCUCCACCAUGUACUCAUCUCUGCCUACUAGUGAUGCUCCAGAGAACAACAGGCAGACGCAGAUGAUCAGGGGGAGGAUUUGUCACCCAAACAAGCCUGACACAUUUAACCAGCUGUGGACUGUGGAGGAACAGAAAAAACUGGAGCAGCUUCUUGUUAAGUUCCCUCCUGAGGAAGUUGAAUCCAGAAGGUGGCAGAAGAUUGCUGAUGAGCUGGGCAAUCGAACAGCAAAACAGGUUGCCAGUAGGGUUCAGAAGUACUUCAUCAAACUGACAAAAGCUGGUAUCCCUGUGCCUGGAAGAACACCCAACCUGUGCAUGUACACUAAAAAGGCAUCCAGUAAGAGGCAGCACCACCUCAACAAGCACCUGUACCGGCCAUCUACUUUCCUCACCUCCUAUGAACCUCCUGUCUUCAUGGACGAAGAUGAUGAGCGCUCAGCAUAUUAUGGCAGCGUGCAGGACCCCUCGGCUGAUGACUCGGACGAGGAGGCAAUACCUGUGGAGUUGAGAAAUUUGCCAGAGUACAAAGAGCUUUUAGAGCUGAAGCGUCUGAAAAAACAGACGCUCCAGGAGAUCCGGGAGGACAAGGUCGGGAUGCGGCACGUCGGCUUCAAGUGUGAUGUCUGUGGCAUGGAGCCCAUCCAGGGAGUGCGGUGGCACUGUCAGGACUGUCCGCCCGACAACUCCGUCGAUUUCUGCUCCAACUGCUCCGACUGCUUGUUCAAGACCGAGACCCACAAGCCUAACCAUCGUUUGGAACCCGUGCACCAGUCUGACACCUUUCUGGACAGGGACUACUGCCUGCCGCAGAGCACAGGCUACAACUACCUGGACCCUAACUACUUUCCAGCCAACAGAUGACAGGGUCCCAGGCGCCUCUAGCUCCAGGCUCUCUCCACAUAUCCCACAGGCCACUCUGUGCAUGGCUCCAUCCUCUAAGUCUAAGAUAACCGCUUAACCCGCCGCCAGGCAGGAAGGCCAGCCGGCAGGCAGUCAGCCAGGGGCCUCAGAGCAGACCAUGGUGCUGCUGGUGGGGGGGUGCUGUUGGUAAACUGGCCUCCCUGACUCAAGCAAAGGGGCUGCCACGUUGGUUCCUCAGAACAAGGGGGGCCCCGCUCCACCUCAGCCAGGUUAAUCAAUGGAUCUGUGAUUUGAAACGAUACACUAUUUUUAAAAAAACAAACAAAACAAACAGAAGGCACGCUGACAUUCCCGAGCUCUGUGACUCCAGGAGGGCUGUCCCCUUCCCCCUCUCCCCCUCAUCGCCCUCCAGUUACCUCCCUGUGCUGCUUCGAAACUGGAGAAUUGACCAUCGGUCUGGUGAAGCGCCACCUAAUGGAGAUUAUAUGGUCAUAGUGGACUGUGAAGUCAUCAACUGAGAUACACAUAGGUGGCUUGUAUGUGUGUCUGUGGUCUCCGUGUUAUGCAAGAGUGAAAAAACGUUCUAGCUAGGUAUCCGUAGAUGAGUAUUUAUGAGUCGCAGCUUCCUCAGUGGGAGUUGCGGCCGCUGCGAGAGAAUUUAGGCGGCGUGGAACUUGAUGUCGAGGUCGGCGUGUUUUCAGCUGCAGACUGUAGGAAGUUCUGCCGAUCCACAUGACGUUCUGCAAACAGACCUGUACUUUUAAACGGACCGGCACCAUGUUUUCAGCGUGGUGCCUGUCCUACCACUGUCACAAAACGCUGCUCUCUAUCCCCCCCCCCACCUCUCAAACACACACACACAGACACACACUUUGAUCUGUAUUUCCUUUCCCUUUGCUCUCUCCACUAAAACAUGUCUAACAAGGAAGCACUACAGCACGGAGAGCAAAUGAUUUUGAAGGCAGGUGAAUGGGAACGAAUGGAAAGUCACACAGGACUGUGUUUUUGUUUUCAUCUUUUUCUCCUUCCCUGAUGUGUGCCGUUGUUGAUCAUGUUGAGUGUACAAGUAUAUGGUGAAAAGUAGCCAGCGCUAGUUGCUGUGUGCCAUUUUUAAAAAAGAAAUUAGUUUUUUGGGGGGUGGUGGGGGGGAUUCCACCUCUGAACCUGGCCACAAGUUCUCCCUUCCUGUGUGGCACCAUUGACCCACAUUGUCCUACAUUAUUGAUCCAGUCAUCAUGCCUCUAGAUCUUCUUUAAUUUUGCAGUACACUUUAAAAGGUCCAUUUAAAAGAUUGUAUUUUUAUUAAUCUAUUUAAAAAAAAAAUAAUUGAGGCAGAGGUUGGUGCCUCCACAGUGGAACAACCCACACAAUUUUAUACACAUAGAUUUUGUUGUGCUUGAGUAGACACCAUUUUGUAUGGUUUUCGUCUCCUUCCCUCACCCCCUUUGCCCUGCUUCAAUAUCUGUGUAUAACAGUCUGUUCUUAUGUAAAAAAAAUAAAAAAUAAUAAUGUAAAAAAAAAUGCUAGAGGAGAAUUGUGGAAAUAAAAGUAUGUGAAAAUAGUGUUUCUACA
Molecule: messenger RNA, 5193 nt
Organism: Acanthopagrus latus (yellowfin seabream)
Lineage: Eukaryota; Metazoa; Chordata; Actinopteri; Spariformes; Sparidae
Gene: zzz3
Product: zinc finger, ZZ-type containing 3
Exons: 12
Coding region: 475-3621 (1048 amino acids)
Molecular function (GO): zinc ion binding
Source: RefSeq, a predicted model, not a curated record